CUCUCUCCAAACCGCGCCUGUGAAUGGGGCUGGCGGUCUACAGCCCCGAAAACACCAUGUAAAAGUAUAAAAAGUACACAGAACGCAAACUAUUGAUUUUUCUCAUUAUUAGUUCCGUCAGUCCACGCGUCGGGGGCAACGCUUGUAUUUCGGAAGAGAGCGUGAGUGAGGGCACAGAUUAAUCCCGUGCAAGGUAGCAGACAGAUACCAUGCAGAUAAGUGAUGGCCCCAGUUACUUCCCGGUCUUUGUGGCCCCGCCCAACGUCAACCACCGGUCACCAGGAUUCGUCCCCGGCAGAGUUGUACCUGUCCACUCCCCGCCUCCAACUAAGGCCCCACCCCCUCCCCCGAAGCCCAUUGGCCCACCUCCUGAGCGCCGGGCGACCUUUAGCCUAUCAGAGAAUGGCCACCGCCUGGAGGGUGGUCAGAGGAAGAGGAAUACUUUAAUAUGCUUCGGUGUCUCAAUGGGGGCCUUCUUCUUCUCGAUCAUCCUCAUCCACAGCCUCACUAGUGGAGACGUGUUGGAUGGGAACUGUCCAGACCACAGCACCUCCCUGAGCAGCUGGAACCCUGGUCACAACCCAGAGAAGGCCAUGAUCGUUCAGAGGGGAGAUCUGUUUCGAUUGGAGUCUUCUGCCACCUUAUACUCCCUAACCAUCCAAUCAGGAGGCCGAGUGGUCUUUGCAGACAAUGCUGAGGGCUCCAAAAACAUCACUCUCAGAACGCGCCAUGUGCUGAUUGAAGACGGGGGUUCGCUGCACAUCGGUGCCCCCAAAUGCCGCUACCGCUCCAAGGCCACAAUCGCCCUGCUGGGCCGUUCAGACGAAAAGGCAGUCGCGGAAGUACCGGAAUUGGGCCGGAAGUUCAUCGGGGUGCGUGGUGGUGCAACCCUAGAGAUUCACGGGACAGAAAGGCUGUCGUGGACCCUCCUGACCCGCAGCGUCUCCUCUUCAGGUCUAGCCAUGGGGGGCUAUGCCUUCCAGCGCAACUUUAGCCGUGGCAUCAACCUGCGUGUGGUGGACCAGGACACGGCCAGUGUGCUGUUCAGCGAGCGCUACGACACGCACGAGUCACGCAACGACAGCCAGCGGCUCACACAGCUGCUCCGGUCGCUGCCUGCGAGGCGCAUCGUCACGCUGGCCGUGGGAGACUCAGCUGUCAAGAGCCUGCUGGACGAGACCAAGAGAACCAUCCAGAGCCUGCUUGGUAGUACAUACGUCCAUGACCUCAAAUACAGGCAGGCCUGGGCCUUGGUAUCUGUGAUUGGUGGAGGGAACGGCUCGUGUUCAGAAGCCGUGCGGGAACAUGAGAACCACGACACAGGAGGGAAGGCGCUGGCCCACCAGAACUUCACCACUGUGGACGGGGUCGGCUUCUCUGUCACAGCCUACAGCGAAUGGAAGAACGGUUUUCCCAUAUCUGGCUUCCAGGUUGAUGCUGUGGACCAGGUUGUGCUGAACCUGCAAGAUGAUGUACGCACUUGGCAACCUGGGAACCAGGUUGUGGUUGCCAGUACUGACUACUCCAUGCAUCAGGCAGAGGAGUUCACCCUCCUCCCAUGCCCGAGCUGCACCAGCAGACAGGUCAGAGUUCAAGGGAGGCCCCAGUUUGGCCAUGUGGGGGAGAUUGUGGACGGGGUGGACAUGCGGGCAGAGGUAGCAAUGCUCAGCAGGAACAUACUCAUCUAUGGGGAGAUGGAAAACGCCUGCUAUGGAAACAACUGGUGCCAGUUCUUUGGCCACGACACGUACGGCGGACACAUUAAGAUAUUUGGGAAUUUUACCUCAGUGCACCUGUCCCACGUGGAGUUGAGGAACAUGGGGCAGCAGAAGAAGGGCCGCUACCCAGUCCACUUCCACCGCUGUGGGGACGUGGACCGACGAGGGGGCUACCGGGAACCAACCUACGUGGACGGCCUAUCCAUCCACCACUCCUUCUCCCGCUGCAUUACCAUCCAUGCCACCAACGGCCUGCUGGUGAAGGACACUGUAGGCUAUGACACCCUGGGUCACUGUUUCUUCCUGGAGGACGGGAUAGAGCAGAGGAACACGUUCUUCCACAACCUGGGUUUGGUGACCCGACCGGGAACGCUCCUGCCCACCGAUCGCAAUGAGACCAUGUGCACCAGCAUCCGAGACAAAGUGUACAAGAACUACACCCCUUCACCGAGCAUGGAGUGCAAGGCAGUGUCUACGUUUUGGAUCGCCAACCCCAAUAAUAACCUCAUAAGCAACGCUGCUGCUGGCUCCCAGGAUGCAGGGAUAUGGUAUGUCUUCCACAGCUCAUCCACGGGGGACUCUCAUGGGCUGGUUCCAGAGACCCGGGCAGAGCUGACCCCUCUGGGGAUCUUCUACAACAACCGUGUGCACUCCAACUUUAAGGCUGGGCUCUUCAUUGAUAAAGGUGUAAAGACCACCAACGCAAGUGCUGCAGACCCCCGGGAGUACCUAUGUCUGGACAACAAUGCCAGGUUCCGUCCUCAUGAGAAUGCAGACCCAAACCGGCCGCGGGUGGCUGCUCUCAUCGACACACUCAUCGCCUUCAAGAACAAUGACCUCGGAGCCUGGAUACGUGGCGGUGACAUCACCAUUCAGAACUCUGGAUUUGCAGACAAUGGGGUGGGACUCUCCUUUGCGAGUGACGGUAGCUACCCUAAGGAUGAGGGCUCCAGUCAGGAGGUGACCCAGUCUCUGUUUGUGGGAGAAAGCCGCAACCGCGGCUCCAACGGAGGCCAGAACAAGUACUGGGGCCAGGGAGGAGCAGAUGGCAAGAUGAGGACACUACCCAGGAACAGGACAUUCCCGAUCCGUGGCUUCCAGAUCUACGAUGGUCCUGUUCGGCUCACCCAGAGCACUUUCCGAAAUUAUGUCCCGACGAUGGAGCGCUUCGCCAGCGCAGUGGGCUUCAACCUGAAGAACACCUGGCAGCUCACGCCCCGCAACAACCUGUCCAAGCUCAGCUUCCGGCCCACUGUGGGUCUGAGGGUGUUCUUCGGGCAUCCGGGCCAGUGGUUCGAGGAGAAUGAUCUGGACGGGGAUAAGAACUCCAUCUUCCAUGACGUGGACGGCUCUGUGACGGGCUACAGGGACGUGUAUGUGGGCAGAGCAGACAACUACCUGAUCCGUCACCCCGACUGUGUCAACAUCACCCAGUGGAACGGGUUGGUCUGCAGUGGCACCUACUCUCAGGUGUAUAUCCAGACCCAGGGAGCUCCCAGCCUCAGUCUGUCCAUCAGUAGAGAUGAGUACCCUGAGGCUCCCCUGGUGCUGAGAGGUAUCAACAGCCAGCGGGCGCUGUCCCAGCAGUACCAGCCUAUCCUCAUGAUGAGCAAGAGCUACACCCUGCACUGGGACGGCCCAGCUCCCAGAGAGAUUGUCCUCUCCCUCAUCAACUUCAACCAAGGUGACUGGGUGCUGGUGGGCCUCUGCUACCCGCCUGAUACCACAUUCCAGGUCAUGGCUGACGUCAACAACCGCCAGAGCAACACCUUCGAUGACAUCACCGACUACGGGCCCUUGUACUCCCUCGCCGAGCUGGAGAAGAAGCCGCUGGAGAGGAAGUACUACUUUGACCACAGUGUGGGAUUGUUGUGGCUGUAUUUGCAGGCGAGGCAGAGACGCGACGGCCACAGCUACUGCUCGGUUAAGGGCUGCGAGAGGGUGAAAGUGAUGGCCACCACGUCGUCCUCCAAACUGACCUGUAACUGCACGGCCAAGGCCUACCCCAAAUACACCAAGGCCCCCUCGGCAGUGGUCCCCAUGCCCACCCUCAGCACCCAACCUUGCAGGGACUGUGGAGCCUCCCAGCUGGUGUUUUCCAGUGACCCGUGGAACGCCUACCUCCAAACUCAGAUCAAGUCUCUCAGCAGCAAGGAGCAGCAUAGUGGAGACACACAGUCCUUCAUCACUGUGAACAGUGAGACAUUCUCCUUCACACAGCCAGGCUUCUUCCUGGUCGCUGUGGACGCCUGCUCUGGAAAAGUCACAAAGAAGUCAUCUUUCUCCAAAAUGGACUCUAAAAUGGAGCAGUAUUUUAAAACUGGAAUACCAAAGAGGUCAAUAGUGCUUCUUGGAACGCGAGGGCAGCCUGAUGGCAUAGCCGGUGUUGCACCGUAUCUGGUCCCCCUGGGCAUGGCCAAGGCAGCAGAUCUGCAGAGUAAAGAGAGCCUGGUGUUUUGGGGGUUCCAGGGUGGCUCUUCCCCCCCUCCGUGGGCCUCUAUCCUAGCUGGGCAGGGUGAGGAGGGGCUGGGGCUGCAGGAGCGCUACCUCCCCCUGGGCCUGGAGGCCUACGGCUGCACACAGACCAGCACUCGCAGAGACAUGGAGCUACUUAGGACCGCCACAGGACCAUAGUGACUAAUGAGAACACAACUUACCCAAAACACAAUCAACCAGCGAAUGAAUGUGAACUUCUAUUAUUUAUUAUUUUAUUGGCAAAGAUGUUUACUAAUGUGUGUGUGUGUGUGUGUGUAUGUGUGUGUGCGCUCGCCUGCCUGGGUGUGGUGUAGUGGGAUGUGUGUGUGGGGCAUGGGGAGGGUCUGUAGAUGCAUGAAAAUAUGCACUUUCCUAGUCACAUGAUUUGCAAUAUCAGCCAAUCAUCUCACUGAGCCAUGAAUUCAUAUUCAGCCUUCAAUGAAAACAACCAAAAAGAUGCUGCACAUCUACCAUAUUUCAACAAAUUAGACUGGAAACAGGAAAUCAAUGGGGGGUGGAAAGCAGAUGAACAAAGUAACCACAUCAAACUGGUGUGGUCUAUCACUCCUAUCCUGUUCCCCCUGGUGCUGCUCACCACAUCCAUAGACCAAACGCAUCAUUAAGAAGAGGACUGGCAAAGGAAAAACACUCAUUAUUCCACCUUUGUCCCCCCCGUCUGUUUCCUUGCAGGCCCCUGGGGGGGGGCAGCUACUAGAUCUGUUGAAAUGGGAUUUUACUAAACAAAUCAUCUAAGUGUAUUAGAAUGAAACUAUUUUCUAUGGGAUUACAUUGAGACUGUUGCAUUUUCAACAACAGUUUUUUUUUCCCCCAAGGAUGUGUCCUUUUUUGUAAAUAUUUAUUUGAUCUCUAGACAGUGACACUUUCCCCAGGGCUGGCUACGUGUGUAGUGGAGAUGGGUUGUUUCUCUUCUUUUUCUUCUCAUUAUCUCACCAUUGAAACGGUGUUUCCAACUCAUUUACCUUUUAGUAUGGUUAUGUGCACUCCCUUGCGUAUUUAUUUGGACAGUGAUGUUAAAAUAUUUCAUUUGGCUUUAUACUCCAUUUUGGAUUUGAGAUCAAAUGUGUUAUGAGGCGACAGUACAGAAUGUCACCUUUUAUUUGAGGGUAUUUCUAUACGUCUGUUAUGAGGUUUAGAAAUUAAUGCUCUUUAUGUACAAUAUCUAGUCCCCCCCCACCUCCCCCCAUUUGAAGGUGGAUAAGUAUUUGGACAAAUUCACUUGCAGUGUAUUGAAUUUAGUCGAUAACGUUUAGCAUUUGGUCUAAUUCAUACAGCAGCACUCAAUGACUACAUCAAGCUUGUGACUACACACUUGUUGGAUGCAUUUGCAAUUUGUUUUGGUUGUGUUUUGGAUUAUGUUGUUGCCAGUAGAAACGAAUGGUAAGUAAUCUGUUAUGUCAUUUUGGAGUCACUUUUAUAAUCGACCAAUUAUGAUUUUUCAACGCCGAUACUGAUUAUUGGAGGACCAAAAAAAGACGAUACCGAUUAAUCAGACUUUUUUUUUUUGUAAUAAUGACAAUUACAACAAUACUGAAUGAACACUUAUUUUAACUUAAUAUAAUACAUAAAUAAAAUCAAUUUAGCCUCAAGUAAAUAAUGAAACAUGUUCAAUUUGGUUUAAAUAAUGCAAAAAAAAAGUGUUGGAGAAGAAAGUAAAAGUGCAAUAUGUGCUAUGUAAGAAAGCCAAUGUUUCAGUUCCUUGCUCAGAACAUGAGAACAUAUUAAAGCUGGUGGUUCUUUUUAACAUGAGUCUUCAAUAUUCCCAGGUAAGAAGUUUUAGGUUGUAGUUAUUACAGGAAUUAUAGGACUAUUUCCCUCUAUACCAUUUGUAUUUCAUUACAUUAUUUCACUUUGGUUACACCAGCCUCAUCUCGGGAGUUGAUAGGCUUGAAGUCAUAAACAGUGCAAUGCUUGACACACAACAAAGAGCUGAUGGCAAAACGCACGAAAGUGCUGUUUGAAUGAAUGUUUACACGCCUGCUUCUGCCUACCACCGCUCAGUCAGAUACUUAGAUACUUGUAUGCUCAGUCAGAUUAUAUGCAAUGCAGGACACGCUAGAUAAUAUCUAGUAAUAUCAUCAACCAUGUGUAGUUAACUAGCGAUUAUGAUUAAUGCUAGCUAGCAACUUACCUUGGCUUACUGCAUUCGCAUAACAGGCAGUCUCCUUGUGGAGUGCAACGAGAGAGAGGCAGGCAGUUAUUGCGUUGGACUAGUUAACUGUAAGGUUGCGAGAUUGGAUCCCCCGAGCUGACAAGGUGGAAAUCUGUCGUUCUGCCCCUGAACAAGGCAGUUAACCCACCGUUCCUAGACCCGUCAUUGAAAAUAAGAAUGUGUUCUUAACUGACUUGCCUAGUUUAAAAAAUAUAUAUAUAUUAAAUCGGCAAAUCGGCCCUAAUUAAUCGGCCAUUCUGAUUAAUCGGCCAACCUCUAUUCUAAAUAUGAGUAGAAGGUUAGCAAUUUUGGGGGGUAUGACAUGUAUGUCUUUAACUUUCUCACUCAUCAUUAUUCACGAUUCAUCCAUGAUUGUCCGUAAACAUGGUAGCAUCCAAGUGUUGAGAUAAUAUUAUAUUUUGAAUUACAAUAAACGUGACUUCAAAAUGACAGAAUACAAUAUUUACCAUUCGUUUCUAGUGGGCAGAACAUAAUCCGAAACACAACCAAAACAAACUGUGAAUGCAUCCGACAAGUUUGUAGAGUCGCAGACUUGACGUAAACAUUGCAUGAUAGGAAUAUGGGACCAAAUCCCAAAUGAUUGACUACAUGUAAUGCACUAAGUGAAUUGUCCAAAUGCUUAUGACACCUUUAAAUGGGGGGACUAGAUGCAUAAAUUGCAUUCAGUUCCAAACAGUAAAACAUGUAUGAAAAUACCCUCACAUAAAAGGUGGCAUUCUGUACUGUAUCGUGAAAUAAAACAUUUGAUCUCAAAUCCAAAAUGCUGGAGUAUAAAGACACAUUUGAAGUUUUACCUUCCCUGUACAAAUAAAUAUCUAUAGGAAUGUGUUGUUUAUUAUGUAUCAAUGCCUAAAGUAUGUGUUUUACAGGAGUCCGAGGGACAUUUUACAAGGUAAACAUUGCCUUAUAACGAACAGACUAGUAGUCCAUACCAAAACCAAGGCUUACUGUACCUCUCAGGGCUCCGUAGGUGAUUUGAGCAGGGCUUCCCACUGUGGCAGUGAUUAGUGACUUUCUGGAUGUGAUUGGGAGUAUUCUUUUUAGCUGGUGAGCCAGAUUUCACAAAUAAAUUGUAGAAAAUG
This is a messenger RNA of Oncorhynchus masou masou (cherry salmon), 7466 nucleotides long. Its product is annotated as cell surface hyaluronidase-like. NCBI's taxonomy places the organism in Eukaryota, Metazoa, Chordata, Actinopteri, Salmoniformes, Salmonidae. The record is from RefSeq and is a predicted model, not a curated record.